Messenger RNA from Paramuricea clavata, 370 nucleotides. The record is from the annotation of a GenBank genome assembly. NCBI's taxonomy places the organism in Eukaryota, Metazoa, Cnidaria, Anthozoa, Malacalcyonacea, Plexauridae.
AUGGAAGCCAAAGGAUUGACGAUGGAUUUUGAUUGGAAAUGUGCAGUAAGACAGUUUUUCAGUGCAUAAAAUUAUAGUGUGCUGUAUUAUCACCUCUCAUGAUAAUUAAACAACCGUUAUAGGAAAUCAACUUUAGGACCUGAAAGAAGAUGAAGAACAAAUGGGAAAAGGUCAUUCAGAGAAAGAGCAUUCGGAAAAAGUACAUUCAGAAAAAGAGCAUUCAGAAAAGAACAUUGAGAGAAAGAGCAUUCGGAAAAAUAAUAUUCAGGGAAUGAACAUUCGGAAAAAGAACAUUUGGGAAAAGAACAUUAAUCGCUGGAAUGCAGCUGGAACAAGAUCUCGUACAAAGUUGUUAAGUUGUCAACUUUAG